Messenger RNA from Dentiscutata erythropus, 503 nucleotides. The record is from the annotation of a GenBank genome assembly. Lineage: Eukaryota; Fungi; Glomeromycota; Glomeromycetes; Diversisporales; Gigasporaceae.
AUGAUUGCAAAUAAUAUUUGUUUAUUGUCACAAACACCAGUUUUUUCAAAUCAAGUACAUAUCUUGGAAACAGUUGUAAGAAAUAGUCCUCUUCAUUCAACUAUCAAAACACUAGAACUUUUUGAACAAACUGUUAAAAGUAAAAAUAAAGAAUCAGUUCUUAAAGGAUUUUUGCGUGGAAGUGGUGAAAUACUAAAAACAUAUAAGGAAGUUUAUAUACCCAUCGAGUUAGCAUCAGUAAACUUUCUUAAAAAGACUUUGUGUGUAGGAUGUUAUACAAAAGGCUUUGAAAUAAUUGAGCUGGAGCCUCUUAAUACACACGGUCUAUUGCAUCCAAAUGACGCAUCACAUGAUUUUGUGCAGUUUGCCUUCUUCAUUACUAAAGAAGGAUGGCAGUCAAGGCUUGACUUUUUAAUAACGUGGGAAGGAACGCCAACUUCUUUUGGAGAAAAGAGAAUUUCUCAAACUUCAGAGGAUACAAGCAAUGAUGGCAUAUUAUUACG